Molecule: messenger RNA, 354 nt
Organism: Protopolystoma xenopodis
Lineage: Eukaryota; Metazoa; Platyhelminthes; Monogenea; Polystomatidea; Polystomatidae
Source: the annotation of a GenBank genome assembly
AUGUUGCGUCGGAUGCUCCCGAAAGCGAGACGCAUUCAUCCCACCUUGGGUACCGUAAUGGGCGCUGUCGGACUGAUUCCAAGCCAGCGGCGUGUAGAACGUCGUGAGCGGGUGCGUCUACGACACGUCAAUUUUGACUCCAACCGCUCGCCCACUUUAGGUGCAACAGCCUCAUCAACAAGUGAGGGCCCUGAAGACGGUCAACCAACGAUUGGGGAAGCCAGAAUAAAUCAGGAUACAUUGGGUUCUAAUGAAGUCAUCGGGCGUCAGCCCGCUAAUGCUGGUGAGUCUCAUAUAUAUUGUCCAUUUGCCGAGAUCUACUGGCAUUCGGGGCAGAUACCAAAAAAAAACUAG